GUCGAUCAGAUUUAAGAUGACAUCAGGCAAAUAACAACAACUAAUACUAAAAUUAUUACGUAAACAGCUAGACUCUAACCCCAGCUGAUCGAAGCCCUGGACGAAAAGCAGCGCCUCGACGCCUACGUCAAAGCGGAGUACGAGAAGGCACAGGAAAAACUCGGUCUAGCAACUAAGGCUGCGGAGGAAGAAGCUGCUAAAAAGAAAGAGGCAGCAGCAGCAAAGAAGAAGGCAGGUCCUGGUAGUAAAGACAAAUCUUCUGGGUCUGCAGCUGGAUCACCGACUACUGAUGCUGCUAAAGGAGGUGAUGCAACUGCUGGAGCUGAUGCAGCCGGUGCUGCUAAAGAUGAGUCUUCUGCUGUCCCAGGAGGUGAACAAGAUGGGAAGUCUACGGGAGCUCCGAGUGAAAAAGAUGGCGAACAAGCAGCCGCAUCAGAAAGCGGUAAAAAUGCUACUGAUAGUGCAUCUGCUGACCCGAGUGCCGCUGUCGCACCACCAGGCUCAGCGGAUGCUAGUGUGAAGGAUGGCGAGGGAGCGUCAAAAGCGAAUAGUGAAGUAGAGGGAGUACUUCCACCCUCAACGCCUAAUAAACAGGCUUCUGAAGGAGAAGGUGGUGAGCAAGAAGCAGAUGGUGACGCAGCUCGUGUCGAUCCAUCUUCUGAUGUCAACCCUCAAGAACAAGACCAACCAUUAGAACAAGAAACGCCACAGCCUCAAUCUGCAACACCUAAGAACAUGCCACCUCAAACACCACCUAACAUGCUGGCUCCUGGUUCUUCUUCUUCGUCUCGAAGAUACGACAUCCUAACUGGCACACCACAGCCUAUGCAAAUGCUGUCGCCACCACCAGGGCUCUCGGCAGAGUGGUUGGCUGCACUUCGCGCGUCAGAGGAAGAGGAUAAGCAACUCCAAGAAGGAAUGCAGAAAUUGCAACAUGACCGAUUCGCACAGCAAUUGCAAGAUUAUGAUGAGCUCGUGGAUUUACCUUGUGCUUGAGCAGUAAUCAACUUUUCUUGAUGUGCUUGGCUGAUCGAUAGCGAACGAGCCGGAGCCCCUUGCUUUUGCUAUGCCUUUUUGCUUCUCAUCUAUGAUCAUAACUUUCUUUGUAGUUGUAGCUUAUACAAAUACACCAUUUUUCUCGAAGAUCAACCCUCAUGAUCUCUUCCUUCAUGCCGGAGCCGAAGCACAAGCAGCAGCCGAUGCAGAAAAGGCAGAAGGCGAGGAGGAAGAGGAGGACGACGAAGUUGAGCAACGCAUCAUUGAUCCCGUCACAGAAGCUCAGCAGAUGCUCAAAUCCGCGCAAGCAUAUGAUGGGAGAUUGGGUACGAAUAUAAUUUUUUUUGUACCAGGAGGUUGCAAAUUUUUCAAAUAACUAGUACUUGAAGUACGUUAUAAUAAUCUCGUUUUCAUUCAACAAUAACAACCGUGAUGCACCACGCUCAUCCUUCAACAUCUUCAACAACAACCCACCAAAAAAAUGAAAGGUGAUCCAGAGCUUACCGGCGAUCGCUUGGUCGAAAUCUUUGCUUCUGAGGUGAAGAAAUCGUGGAAAGACCUCAACAAGCUCGCUGGCAUCGAACCGAUUAUCCGUGCGAGGAAGGUCAAUCCGAGAGGCUUCAAUUAUCGCUAUUACUACCCAAUCGGCGAAGAUCCCAAAGUGGAGAAGUUUAUGCACAUGCAAGGAAGCGAGAAUUCACGACUCCGUUUGCAACAGAAAUAUGCGACGCACGUGGUCAAAAAGGGGUAUGAGUUGCCGAAGGAAGGCUUGAGAUUGAACUUGGGCAUGAAAUACUUCCAGAAAGCGUCAGGAGGAGGAGAAAAUGGGGGAAGUGGAGCUGGUACUAUAAGUAGAUUUUUUGUGAUCAUCUUACUUAGAUGUUUUUUUGAGGUUCAUCGAUCAAAUUUACUCAAUUGGAAUCGGUAUCGGACUGAAAAAAGAAAACAUAUAACCCUUGUCCGCAUUCCGUGCGUCCCCACAAGGGCAUUCUCUCCGCAUUCUCCUUUCCCAAAUCUCCAUUUCCUCUAACUUUUUCCAACCAACCCUUCACGACCAAGGCACAACUUCCGACGAAGAGAUUAUCCACGGUCGGAGCCAUUUGAAGCACGCUGCAGGCUAUGACGAAAUGAUGGCCGCAAUGAGAGCUUCUGUGGCCAAGGCUGAAGAGGAGUUGUACGAUCGAACCGCAGAUGCCUCUGUGGAAAAGAUUCGCGAUAUUGAGCGCUUGAACGAGUUGGAUGAGGAGGCGAAAGUUAUGUUGAGGACACACGUGGUGAGUGGUACACACACACACACACAGGAAUCAAUGUCGGAUGAUCUUCGUUCGAUCCUGUGAUGAGUAUGAUCAUGAUCUCCUGACUAGAAGUAGUCUGAGAAGAAGUACGCUGAGAAGAAGUACUCUGAGUAGAAGCAAGUACUCUGAGAAGAAGUACUUUUCGUCCAUCUCAUCUACUAUAAAGGCUCACACGACGACCUCCACGUUGAUCUGUUGUAACUCCUCCAAGAUCCCUUCCGUAUUCUCAACAACCCCCUCCUCUUGCGUUCGAACACCUCCCUAUUCUCAACAAGAGCCCCCUCCUCUAACACAACAAAGCGUGCAUCUCUGACGGAGCAGGAGUCUGUCGGAUUGAAGAAGACGCAGAAGAAAGGAAAGAGGUUGUCUACUACCUCUAUGGCAAGUUCAGAGCGUCUCCCCGAUGUAGAAGAAAUGCAGCUGUCGAGAGGCGCGUCCGGUGUCGCAUCUGAACACUGAUGAAAGACAGCGCGCUUUUUUGCAAACUAUAAGGUUAGAUGUAGAAGUUCGUCAAGAAAAAGGGCACGCAGGUCCUCGUGUCAAUGCCACCUAGUUGAUUUCUAUCAAUUUAUUCCAUUUUGGUCCAUACCAGAUAUUAAGAAAGAAUGUCGCUGUACUAAAAUCAAUCAACAUACAACGUAGAAUUGCUUACUAUGAUCUUAAUCGGUGAUCUUAUAAUCCACAUGAUGAAUCUAGAAAUUGUACGAUCAUUGAAAAUUUUGUUUUUGGGAAGUAGUUGUAGUAAAUUGUUUUGAAAUGAACAGCGGAACAUAUUAACUGUAACUGUAUCUAGAAUGCAUUUGGAAAUCUUGGUAUGUAGAAAUUGAAAUUCUUUGAAAAUGUAUCAAAAAAUCUCAGCGAAGAACAUCAUGGGCGAUGAGCCACAGACUUGAAUACAACUAAGCGUUUUUUAGAGCGAAAUUACAGGAAGUGAAAUCAACUGAAUCUACCACGAAAAAGAAUGAAUUAUCUGACACGAGGAACUCGAACAAGCGAACUUAAACUCAAAUGUAUCAAACUACGAUCAAAAAAUGACACUAGCUAGUACAGCUACAGGCUGGUGAGAGUACAACAAAUGACAAGAUUUUAUUGCGAAGAGAAUCACUCUACCAAAAGAAAAUACAAGAAUCAAUGGAACAAAGAACAAGAAGCUCGAAGUAAGAAUCAUUUUUUAAAUGCUCCUACAGCUCUAGGAC
Messenger RNA from Amoebophrya sp. A25, 3487 nucleotides. The record is from the annotation of a GenBank genome assembly. Lineage: Eukaryota; Dinophyceae; Syndiniales; Amoebophryaceae.